AUGAGCAAUAGUAUAAUGCAAUAUUUGACUCCCCCUAACCGAACCGCUCACCACUUUUACUUUUCAGUGUCCAGGAUAGCCAUUGUGAAGGAAGAAAAGGCCAGGCGAAUCGAGGACAUAAUCAUAAGGAAUAGCCAAAUGGGUCUGCUACACAGAAAAAUCGAUGACGAGCAGCUAAUUAAAAUUAUCGAGCAAGUGAGUGAAAAAAUUUACAAAAAGGAACCAGUGAUAGAAAUAAGACGAAGGAAACAGUUCGAUGACGAUGAUGACUUCAACGAAGAGGACUACACGUGA
Messenger RNA from Plasmodium cynomolgi strain B, 294 nucleotides. RefSeq names its product apoptosisLrelated protein. The transcript has 4 exons. The record is from RefSeq and is a predicted model, not a curated record. Gene Ontology annotation, cellular component: nucleus; cytosol. NCBI's taxonomy places the organism in Eukaryota, Apicomplexa, Aconoidasida, Haemosporida, Plasmodiidae. Bases 1 to 294 code for a protein of 97 amino acids. Gene Ontology annotation, molecular function: DNA binding.